Molecule: messenger RNA, 1077 nt
Organism: Colletotrichum karsti
Lineage: Eukaryota; Fungi; Ascomycota; Sordariomycetes; Glomerellales; Glomerellaceae
Product: g-patch domain protein
Exons: 1
Coding region: 1-1077 (358 amino acids)
Biological process (GO): mRNA splicing, via spliceosome
Cellular component (GO): spliceosomal complex
Source: RefSeq, a predicted model, not a curated record
AUGUCCGACAGCUCCAAGGCCCCGAGGAUCGCGAUCAGCUUCGGCGGCUCUUCGAGUUCAAAAACCACCAACAACAAUCAGAAGAAAUCCUCGCGUCCAGAACCGCCAUCAUCACUAGGCAAGCGUUCGCGCACGAAUGCGCUGGCCCACGGUUUCGACUCUGACUCGGACGACGACCGCGAUCGCCGCGGAAGACACGAGAAGAUCACAGAGUUUGGCGGCGAAAGCGAGAAGAAGGAAAAGAAGCCCCGCGAGCUGGUAAUUAAGAGCCAGAGCAACCGCAACUGGAAAGACGAGUUGCGCGCGCGCAGGGGCGGGAAGAACCUGCUACCCGCGGAGGCGCAGGCGCAACGCAACGGCGCGCAGGAACCCGAGACCGAGCCCGCGGACGCGGAUAAGCAGAUACAAUGGGGCUUGACCGUCAAGAAACGCAAGACCAGCGAAGAGGCAGACGAGGACUCGCGACAACCUGAGAAGGACGACCGGCGGUCUGUGGAGGCGGAAGAGAAGAAGGCACCCCGGACAGCAGACGACGACGCCAUGGAUGCUCUACUGGGCAAGAAGCGCCCCGAGGACGACAUGGUCAUUCCUGCCACGGAAGAAGACGCCUACCUCGCCGAUAUGAAGCACGUGGGCGAGGACUCGACGAUCGCGGACUACGAUGCGAUUCCGGACGGGGAGUUCGGCGCGGCUUUGCUGCGCGGCAUGGGAUGGGACGGCAAGAUGCGCGGGCCGAACAAGAAGAGGCCGACGGAGAGGCGUCAGAACCAGCUGGGCUUGGGUGCGACGAAGCUCGAGGGUGUUGAGGAUCUGGGCCAGUGGAACAGCGGUGGGAAGAAGAAGAGCAGCCGGCCAAGGCUGGAUGAGUACCGUCGCGGCGAGGAGAAGAAGCGAGCUGAGCGCAGAGAACGGAGGGGCGAGAGCCACAGAGAUGAGAGGGAUAGGGACAAGGAAAGGGAUCGUGAGGAUAGGGACCGAUACUCACAUCGGGAUAGGGACCGAGAGAGAGAUCGGGACCGAGAGAGAGAUCGGGACCGCGAUUAUCAUAGCCACAGGCACCGUGAUUCAAGAAGAUGA